UCUGUCUCCCGCCAAAACAUGAAACCGAAACCAGAUUCUCCGGUCUCCAUGAUCGAUCCCUCACUCCUGUUGAGGCCUGAGAAGGUCUACGACGGGAAACCAGUGGACGCGUUCAGGAAUUACGACAUUGAUGAAAGUGAUCCGAUCAAAGAACGCGUCAGAAGGACUUAUUAUGAGAUGCAUACUAAACAAACCGUGGAUUUUGUUAAGGGUCGUAUGGACGACUGGUUGAAAUUCAACCACUUCAAGAUGUCAGUGAAGGAUGCCCUCAUCAAGUUGAACGAGCUGGUGGACGAGUCAGACCCUGACACCGACCUCCCAAACAUUGUGCACGCCUUCCAAACUGCUGAGAGGAUCCGGGAGGAGCACCCUGACGAGGACUGGUUCCAUCUUAUUGGACUGAUCCAUGACCUUGGAAAGGUGAUGGCAUUCUACGGUGAGCCUCAAUGGUGUGUGGUGGGAGACACAUUCCCUGUGGGCUGCAAGUGGGGGAAAUCUAUCGUUUAUGGAGACGACAGCUUCAAGGACAACCCUGAUACCUACAAUCCUAAGUACAACACUGAAUGCGGUAUGUACGAGCCAAACUGCGGUCUGGAGAACCUGAUGAUCUCGUGGGGACACGACGAGUACCUGUACCGGGUGCUGGUGCAUAACAAGUCCAAGUUCCCCAAGGAAGGACUCUUCAUGAUCAGAUACCAUUCUCUGUACCCUUGGCACGCGGGCGGAGACUACAAACACCUCAUGAAGGAGGGAGACGAGGAGAUCAUGAAGCAUGUCCUGGAGUUCAAUAAAUAUGACUUGUACACCAAGAGUGCAGCUAUCCCUGACAUUGAAGCCCUAUGGCCAUACUACGAAAAACUGAUUGAAAAGUACAUCCCAGGUGUUUUGGAGUGGUAGACGAAAAUAUACUUUAAAUCAACUGACACUAGGAGCAAAAUUGAGUUUUAUUUACUAAAUACAUAUUGGUGAAUUGUUGGUUUCUUUUCAAAUGAUCCAGAUUAAUAAAAUGACAAUA
Molecule: messenger RNA, 1015 nt
Organism: Spodoptera exigua (beet armyworm)
Lineage: Eukaryota; Metazoa; Arthropoda; Insecta; Lepidoptera; Noctuidae
Source: the annotation of a GenBank genome assembly